This is a messenger RNA of Tyto alba (common barn owl), 1421 nucleotides long. It is a transcript of the gene ATPSCKMT, whose product is annotated as ATP synthase c subunit lysine N-methyltransferase. The transcript is spliced from 5 exons. Lineage: Eukaryota; Metazoa; Chordata; Aves; Strigiformes; Tytonidae. Gene Ontology annotation, biological process: peptidyl-lysine trimethylation; regulation of mitochondrial ATP synthesis coupled proton transport; positive regulation of proton-transporting ATP synthase activity, rotational mechanism. The record is from RefSeq and is a predicted model, not a curated record. Gene Ontology annotation, cellular component: mitochondrion. Bases 197 to 859 code for a protein of 220 amino acids. Gene Ontology annotation, molecular function: protein-lysine N-methyltransferase activity.
CGGUGGGAGCUGCGCGGCGCUCGCGGCCCCGUCCCCCGGCUGGGGGGCCGGGGAGGAAGAAGACCGUAUUAGGUCGAAUAUGGCCUCCGGGAGCGGUGGUAGCGGCCUGCACCGGGUGACGUGAACGAGUAGGGACAAGCACACGGCGGUAGAGUGCGCGCCGCUCCUCUCCGAGGCGCCUUCAAAAAAAGGUGUGAUGUCCAGGGCAAUAGCGAGCAGGAGCCACGCAGCAGGCCCGCAGGAGGAUUGUGAGGGCGGCUCCAGGAGAGGCUGGGGGCUGGUGGUCACUGCUGGUGUUGGUGGGAUCUUGGUGGCCCUCUAUGCCGUGGUCACCCCCUUCGUGACCCCAGCUCUGAGGAAAGUGUGCCUGCCCUUUGUUCCCGCAACUUCCACACAGAUCCAGAAUGUGCUGAAAAUGUUGGAAAAGAGAAGUGGCUCCCUAGUUGACAUUGGUAGUGGGGAUGGACGUAUUGUGAUAGCAGCUGCAAAAAGGGGAUUCAAAGCUGUUGGCUAUGAGUUAAAUCCCUGGCUAGUCUGGUACUCCAGAUACCGUGCCUGGAGAGAUGGAGUGCAUCAGAACACCAGAUUUUAUAUUUCAGACUUAUGGAAGGUUUCUUUUUCCCAUUAUACGAACGUUGUUGUUUUUGGAGUACCUCAAAUGAUGCCACAGUUGGAGAAGAAACUGGAAGAAGAACUUGAAUGUAAUGCCAGAAUCAUUGCCUGUCGUUUCCCUUUCCCUUGCUGGAUCCCAGAUUGUACUGCUGGAGAAGGAAUAGACACUGUGUGGGCCUAUGAUUUGAAACAUUCUAGAGGAUGUGAAACAAAAAGCUUGGAAAUUACAGCAGGAACAGAAUCAUAAACAUUUAAUUUGGUUUUGUACUGAAAUUUUUGGCUUUGACUUCACCUGUUAAAGAUAAGAUUAAUGUGAGUAGAGCCCUUGGAAAUGGAGAUACAUAUUUGCUAAAAUAACUGAAGUACACUGGUUAUCUGAAAGCACACAAAGGUUAGUGAAGGUUGUAGUUAAAUGGCUUAAUAUAGUUAGUAGAAAUUAUGAGAAAGUUUUAUAGAAGUGGAAGGCUUUAAUAUGGAAGAUGGGAUAAACCACAGCUCACUACUGUUAAAGGGAAUAUAUGUGUAAGUUAAAAUGCUCAAAUUGACAAACUUAAUAUGUGCGUUCUUUCUGAGCCUACGUAGAAUUGGUUAUUGGUGUUGGAAGUUGUGUGCAAGUGGCUUCUCAAAUGAGCUGUGGUUCCCAAAUGUCUUCUUUAUGUAUGUCAAGUAGGCAUAAUGAUACAUACAUCAAACUGGCGCAGACUGAGUAUGGUGAUGAUACCAAUGUUUUGCACCUCGGCCUCGAAUGUGUAAUUUUUAAAGUUGAGUACGACACAACAAGGAAAUAUAACAAGUUUGUUAUUCGUUAA